Molecule: messenger RNA, 799 nt
Organism: Lipotes vexillifer (Yangtze River dolphin)
Lineage: Eukaryota; Metazoa; Chordata; Mammalia; Artiodactyla; Lipotidae
Gene: TGFA
Product: transforming growth factor alpha
Exons: 4
Coding region: 1-438 (145 amino acids)
Biological process (GO): epidermal growth factor receptor signaling pathway; positive regulation of mitotic nuclear division; positive regulation of cell population proliferation
Molecular function (GO): epidermal growth factor receptor binding; growth factor activity
Source: RefSeq, a predicted model, not a curated record
AUGUCUUGCUAUGCCUUGGAUCUGAGCCGAAUGUCUUUUCUCUCCCCAGCAGACCCGCCUGUGGCCGCAGCUGUGGUGUCCCAUUUUAAUGACUGCCCUGCUUCCCACAGUCAGUUCUGCUUCCAUGGAACCUGCCGGUUUUUGGUGCAGGAGGACAAGCCAGCAUGUGUCUGCCACUCUGGGUACGUCGGCGCACGCUGUGAACACGCGGACCUCCUGGCCGUGGUGGCCGCCAGCCAGAAGAAGCAGGCCAUUACUGCCUUGGUGGUGGUCUCCAUCGUGGCCCUGACUGUCCUCAUCAUCACGUGUGUGCUGAUACACUGCUGCCAGGUCCGAAAACACUGUGAAUGGUGCCGGGCCCUCAUCUGCUGGCACGAGAAGCCCAGUGCCCUCCUGAAGGGAAGGACUGCUUGCUGCCACUCAGAAACAGUGGUCUGAAGAGCCCAGAGGAGGAGUUCUGCCAAAUGGCCUGCGGCAGCCUGAGAAAGAAAGGACUUCUUGAGGACGGCACGGCGAGGGCUGCCUGGGACGGGCCAGCAGACCUUUCCUACUCUGCCUGCCCUCGCCUAUGUGGGCUUUUUGUCUUGUGUGGGCCUUCAUUCAAAACUCUGUCCACAACUCUGUCUGCUUGGGGUUAUCCAGUGUGACCUGGAGAAGAAAUAAGUGGACCACAGUCUAAAGACUGGUCAGAAAUGAACGGCAUGGGGUGGACCUCCUGUUUACCUAAUGAGCUGUGUGCGUUGGCAUCUGUGUCCAGGUGUGUGUAGGUGUGUUCUGCCAGUCACGGAUGCCAGGCUGU